Messenger RNA from Ochotona curzoniae (black-lipped pika), 1209 nucleotides. RefSeq names its product forkhead box Q1 (gene FOXQ1). Gene Ontology annotation, biological process: regulation of transcription by RNA polymerase II; anatomical structure morphogenesis; cell differentiation. The transcript has a single exon. The coding region runs from base 1 to 1209 and encodes 402 amino acids. NCBI's taxonomy places the organism in Eukaryota, Metazoa, Chordata, Mammalia, Lagomorpha, Ochotonidae. The record is from RefSeq and is a predicted model, not a curated record. Gene Ontology annotation, molecular function: DNA-binding transcription factor activity, RNA polymerase II-specific; RNA polymerase II cis-regulatory region sequence-specific DNA binding.
AUGAAGCUGGAGGUGUUCGCCCCGCGCGCGGCCCCCGGGGACAACAAGCCCGGCAGUGACCUAGAGGGCGCGGGAGGCAGCGACGCGCCGUCCCCGCUGUCGUCGGCGGCCGGCGACGACUCUCUCGGCUCGGAUGGCGACUGCGCUGCCAACAGCCCGGCGGCGGGCGGCGAGAACCUGGCGGGAGGCAGCGAGCGCGAGGGCAGCGCGGGCGGCGAGCCGGACUCCGAGGACCAGAGCGCGGCGGCGGCCGGGACGGGGGGCUCCGAGGCCGGCGCCGCGGGGACCGGCGCGGGCGGCGCGGGCGGUGGCGAGGGCGCGCGCGGCAAGCCCUACACCAGGCGGCCCAAGCCCCCUUACUCGUACAUCGCGCUUAUCGCCAUGGCCAUCCGCGACUCUGCCGGCGGGCGCCUGACCCUGGCCGAGAUCAACGAGUACCUCAUGGGCAAGUUCCCUUUCUUCCGCGGCAGCUACACGGGCUGGCGCAACUCGGUGCGCCACAACCUGUCGCUCAACGACUGCUUCGUCAAGGUGCUGCGCGACCCCUCGCGGCCUUGGGGCAAGGACAACUACUGGAUGCUCAACCCCAACAGCGAGUACACCUUUGCCGACGGGGUCUUCCGCCGCCGGCGCAAGCGGCUCAGCCAGCGCGCCCCGGUGCCGGCGCCGUCCCUGCGGCCCGAGGAGGCCCCCGGCGCCCCGGCGUCGCCCCGCGUGCGCUCUCCCGCCCGCGCGGAGGGGCGCGCCAGCCCCGCGGCCAAGUUCUCCAGCUCUUUCGCCAUCGACAGCAUCCUAAGCAAGCCCUUCCGCAGCCGCCGCGACCGGGACGAGGCCGCGCUCCCCGGGGCGCCCCUGCCGUGGGGAGCCCCUGCCUCAGCCGCCGGCGCGCCCUGCCAGCCUCUGCCCGCCUACCCCGCGCUGCUGCCCGCCGCGCCCGCCGGGGCCCUGUUGCCGCUGUGCGCCUAUGGCGCGGCCGAACCCACGCUGCUGGGCGCUCGCGGGACCGAGCCGCCGCCGCCCGCGCCUCACCUCCUGCUCGCGCCCCUGUCCGCGCCGGCUCCCGCCAAACCGUUCCGAGGAGGCCCCGCGCCCGGCGCCGGUGGCGCGCACCCGUACUGCCCCCUGCGGCUGCCCGCGGCCCUACAGGCGGCCUCGGCCUGCGGGCCCGGCCCGCACCUGCCCUACCAGGUGGAAAGGCUCCUGGCCUGA